Messenger RNA from Hippocampus comes (tiger tail seahorse), 2162 nucleotides. RefSeq names its product transmembrane O-methyltransferase-like. Lineage: Eukaryota; Metazoa; Chordata; Actinopteri; Syngnathiformes; Syngnathidae. The record is from RefSeq and is a predicted model, not a curated record. Gene Ontology annotation, biological process: dopamine metabolic process; catecholamine catabolic process; developmental process. The coding region runs from base 1269 to 2051 and encodes 260 amino acids. Gene Ontology annotation, molecular function: catechol O-methyltransferase activity. The transcript has 5 exons.
ACACACACACACACACACACAGUUCAUCCCAAAUUGAUUGGGUCACGAUGGUCACUCUGGGUCCAGGCGUUUUUUUCUUUCUUUUUUUUCAGCAAAGCUGGUUAGUUUAAACAAUGUUAUGAUAAUAUUGAACCAUUUUUUAUUGUAGUAUCACGUUUAAAAAUAUAACGUUUUAUGGCCGCUCAAUCCACGUGAUUAAAACGGCACGCUCUCUUUGGUGCGUAAACCGCAAGGUAGGCGGGGCUGGUUUAACAGCAGCAUUUGUAUUUACGUACAAAGCACGUAAGUAUCUUCAGCGUUCUCCUGUAAUAUUGAACACAAUAGCACAGUGUGUCCAGUUUAAAUAUAAAACUGCUGUUUACGUUAAUGUCAAGUUUCUGUGCUCGUGAACGUGAUCGGAACGGCACGCUCUCACUAGUGUGCCAGCAACCAGGUGUUACGCGGCAAGCGUUGUAGUAGCUUUUAUUUUUAAAUGUCUUCGCUGGGGAUUAUUGAUUUGACGUUAUCGGCGAUGUCAAAAGGACAGGCUCUCAUUAGCGUACCAGCCGCAAAGUUCAUUGAACACGGUUGUCAAAUAAACUUCUUAUCUGCAAAGUCAAGACGAUGACGAAAUCGAACAUUUUAUGGCACAUUUAAUAGGUCCCUUGUGGACAUGCAAUGGCUGCACAAGUUUGUUUCAACUUUCCUGUGUAGCAGAAAGUAGGACAUAGUUAGCUUCACAUCAAGAUUUUGCGGUAUGGGAGUGUUGCAAUCAUAUGUUAAAGGGGCUGUCAUGAUGAUUUGGCGUCUUAUUAAAAUAAAUUCCAAGCAAUGCCCUUAUUUUGCAACAGAACCGGAUUUGCCGGGCUACGAUCGCCUCUUUCCGGUAACUUGAUGCAGGCGGACUGAUGGGACGCCGCAGUGUUCAAACUACAACCGCAACAAUUAAUAAGUAUAUCUUAACCGCAACAAUCAAUAAUAAUAAUCCAGUUAUACAAAAGUCGACGUUAAAAUGCGUGCAAAUGCAUAAUUGUUGAUUGUUUGAUUUUAUUUGGUAUACCUAAUGCGGUGUCUCUGAGGUGUUCCAUCUGCUCCAUAUGGUAUGCUGGAUACCAGGAACAGGAGAGUGUGAUUUUGUGUGUUUUUGUGUUUGCGUGUGUGUAUGUGUUCGUGGUUUAUUUGACUGUCAGCUGUUGCAUCUGUGGCUGACGGGAGACGUGCGCGCGCACACACACACACUUGGCUAGCUUGGUUUUGGUGGUUCAAAGAAAUCGCUCAGUACCGGCAAAAUGGCGUCUUUGUUGAUGGUGGCAUCCAUGCCGCUGCUUCCAGCUGUCAUGCUGGCAUUGGGUCGUCGUCGCGCCCGAGUGGCUCGGUUGUGUCGCAGCGCGCUGGCUUGGACACUGCGGCUGCUGCGGGGACGCGUAUGUGCCAAAAGCACGCACGCCUUUGUCUUCUCCCGGUGCACCCACGGCAAUGCCGGCAGCGUCUUGGAGACCUUUGACAUCUACGCAGAGACACAUGGCUCCGCUGCGGUCGGCCCGCAGAUUGGCCAGGCCUUGGACGAGGUGGUCCGGCGAGUCCGUCCCUUGAGGGUGCUGGAACUGGGCAUGCACUGCGGCUAUAGCUCAGUACUGCUCUUGCGUCUGCUACCCCCUGAUGGAAGGCUGCUCACGGUGGAGCAGGACCCCGCUGUGGCCGGCCUCGGGGAGGAGAUUAUCCUGGUGGCCGGCUUCAAACACACUCAGUUCCAGGUGUUGACAGGCAGCUCAGGCGAGACCAUCCCGACACUUGGCACAUUUCUGGAACCGGCUCCAGGGACCAGCGGCACCUUCAACCUGGUCCUCAUGGACCACGACCCCCAGCAGUACCUUGUGGACCUGCUGGCUCUGGAGAACCAGGGACUGCUGUGCCCCUCCGGCUGCUCUGUAGUUUUGAUCAUCAGGAACCGGAGAGACAAAUGUCUGGAGGAACUCAAGGAACUGAUCCGAGCAAGACCAGAUUGUUACAGCAUUAAGUCGCAGGUUGGCGGGAUGGUGGAGCUCUUCUUCCAGAAAAGCAGCUCCCAAUGACAAUGAUUCCCAUUGGAACUGUUAAGAUAUCAAGCUCUGAUCCCAGAGUAGUUUGCUUCAAACUUCUUACAUGACCAUAAAAAUAAAUUGUUUACAGAAAAUAAAAUUGCA